Molecule: messenger RNA, 891 nt
Organism: Acanthoscelides obtectus
Lineage: Eukaryota; Metazoa; Arthropoda; Insecta; Coleoptera; Chrysomelidae
Source: the annotation of a GenBank genome assembly
AUUGACGUAAAAAUACACAAUACUCUUAGUGAUCGGACAUUCAUAUGAACUUUCUAUGGUAUUUUUUAUAUAAUUUCUGCUUUAGGAAUAUUGUCAUGUUUUUUUCACCCUGUAUAAAGUAGUGCGCCUCAUAGUAAGCCAGUACUGUAAAUAAUCGUAAAUAUUGCAUAACACUGUUGACAUUGUGACUUAAACUUUUAUGCGAUUUUCCAAAGCGCGACGCACUUGCCAAAUCUAAAGAUAGAUUUGAACUUGAAUCGUUCCUAUUUGUUUUACCGCAAAAAGUUACAUCAGUCUCAAGAAAUGGGUAAAGGCAAAGGAGGCAAAGGCGGAGGAGGUCCAGCACCUGCUGCAGACAAAAAAGCUGGUGGAGGGGCAAAAGGUGCCACUGACCAGAAAGCUGGAGUAAAAGAAGCACCUGGGGCAAAAGGCGGUAAAAAAGGUGGAAAGAAAUGAAAAUGCCAAUCAAUAUCAAGUUUUUCCAGCCAAUGAAGUAUAGCAUUUUGAUUUGGCAUAUCAACAUUUAAUAUUUAUAAUUAUAUAAUUUCAUUAAUAAUUAUUUUAACGUUCAUUAUAAUAUAAUAUUAUGUGUACUGUGAUAUCAACUAACCAAUAAAUUUUUUGCAGAAUAAAUAUGUUCAACUUCUUGCCAUGUUGGUCGCAUAGUUCAUUACAAGAUUUGAACCUGUUUAAAAUUUACAAUCUUUCCAAUAAUCUUUUUAAUAUUUUAUAAUAAUAAAUUUUAUUCAAAUUGCUUUGAGGAUAUGAAACGUCAACAGGUAAAGGUCAGAUUUUCAUAACUAAGGAAAAUGUACAACAUGAUUAAAUUGGAAUAAAAUAGGUGAUAACAAGUUAUAAAAUUAGUAGCAAAAAAUGGCUUGUUUAAAAGUG